ACAAAUAUCUCCGAUUCUCCAUCAACAUAUUUAUCCAUUGUGACUUCAUAAUGCAGUGAGGACUCAGAGUUCAGCUGAAUUCACAAAGAUGAUUCACAAUGGAGUCUGUAACCUCCGCACCUGCCUCCGUCUCCCGGAGACCUCGCUUUCUCGAUCACCACCGCUUUCCCUCGCUCUUCGCCGGCGAUACCUUGCCGGCGCUUCCGCCGCCGCCAAGAAGGAGAAAGAGAAGGUGAUAGUCAUUUCCGGACCCACCGGUACCGGCAAGAGCCGCCUGGCUCUUGAGCUCGCCAAGCGCCUCAACGGGGAAAUAGUCAGUGCCGACUCUAUCCAGGUAUAUCGGGGUCUUGAUAUUGGAUCUGCAAAGCCUUCCCAAAAUGAUAGAAAGGAGGUACCACAUCAUCUGGUUGACAUACUGCAUCCAUCUGAAGACUAUUCUGUUGGACAGUUUUUCGAGGAUGCAAGGCAAGCUACAAGAUCUAUUCUUGACAAAGGGCGUGUUCCCAUAGUUGUCGGGGGCACUGGACUGUAUUUAAGAUGGUUCAUAUAUGGAAAGCCAGAUGUGCCUAUAGCUUCUCCGGAGAUUGCAUCCAAAGUACAUCUAGAGUUGGCUGAACUACAGAGAAAAGAAGAAUGGGAUGCAGCUGUGCAAUUGGUUGUAAAAGCCGGUGAUCCGAAGGCCCAACUUUUACCAGUGAAUGAUUGGUAUCGCUUACGGCGUAGCCUGGAAAUUAUUAAGUCCAGUGGGUCACCUCCUUCUGCUUUUCGGGUACCAUAUGAUUCUUUCAGGAAACAGGAUGACUUUAGUGUUAUUGAUGGUUCUGAGUCAUCUAGGGCAAACACAACAGAAGAAACCAAUAUGUCAGAUUUGGACUACGAGUUUAUGUGUUUUUUCCUUUCUGUCCAAAGACUUGACCUCUAUAAAUCACUUGAUUAUCGGUGUGAAGAAAUGCUAUUAGGAAGGGAUGGGAUUCUAUCUGAGGCUCAGUGGCUUCUUAAUUUGGGUCUUCUUCCAAAUUCGAAUUCUGCAACACGAGGAAUUGGUUACAGACAAGCCAUGGAGUACUUAUUAAGUUGCAGAAAGCUAAAUGGUCAGAGUUCAGUAGGAGAAUUUUACAAGUUCUUAUCUGAAUUUCAAAAAGUAUCACGGAAUUUUGCGAAGAGACAGCUGACAUGGUUUCGAAAUGAAAAAAUAUAUGACUGGCUUGAUGCUUCUAAACCUCUGGAAACAGUACUCAACUUCAUUGUUGAUUCAUACCAGAACAGGAGCGGAAGGCUUGUUGUGCCCGAGAAUCUAAGAAUGCCACGAGAUAUUUCUAAUCACCGAGAAGCUAAUUUAAUUAAGUCCUACAGAACCAGAAAUAGGCAUUUUUUGAAGCGGGAAGAUUCUUCUCAUAUUCUGGACUGGAUAGGGGAGACCCAAAGUGGGAUACGAAGACUGGAAAAUCCAAGAGAGGCAAAUUACGAGAGAGUCUGAAAGGAGCACCUUAGGUCGUGUAAGGACAUACAAGUGUCUAGCUACUUUUUUUCGAGAUGAGUAUUUAUCUAAUUUUCUUUUUCUUUUCAAGUUAUUCACUUUGCUAUUUGAUCUACGCGAUUAGAGUGUGUUUGGAAAGUGUUUUUAAUGUGAGAAAAAAAUUCUAUUCUAUUGAAAAAGGAAUUGAUUUCUAUUUGAAAUUUAA
Messenger RNA from Arachis ipaensis, 1682 nucleotides. RefSeq names its product isopentenyltransferase 9 (gene IPT9). Gene Ontology annotation, molecular function: tRNA dimethylallyltransferase activity. Lineage: Eukaryota; Viridiplantae; Streptophyta; Magnoliopsida; Fabales; Fabaceae. The record is from RefSeq and is a predicted model, not a curated record. Gene Ontology annotation, biological process: cytokinin biosynthetic process; tRNA modification.